This is a messenger RNA of Ostreococcus tauri, 2595 nucleotides long. Its product is annotated as unnamed product. The record is from RefSeq and is a predicted model, not a curated record. The transcript has a single exon. The coding region runs from base 1 to 2595 and encodes 864 amino acids. Lineage: Eukaryota; Viridiplantae; Chlorophyta; Mamiellophyceae; Mamiellales; Bathycoccaceae. Gene Ontology annotation, molecular function: lipid binding.
AUGACGAGCGCGACGACGGAUGAUGUCAUUCGAGGAAGCACCGUUGUCGGACGCCUCACCGACGCUUUGAGAGCGUCGACGUCGCAGGCGGCGAAGACGCAGACGACGGACGCGGCGACGUCGCGCGUCGCGACGCCGCGCGUCGUCGUGGACUUUGCGAGUCAAAUGCUGGCAUUCUUUGCGUUCUCGUGGGAAUCGGCCUGUUGGUCAUUACUUGCAGCGCUAUUCGUCGGCACGUGGCUGCGACGAACGUGGCGGCGGCGCAUGCGAAAAGCGCUCGCAAGCGCAGAGAUGCAGCACUCGCUCGACUCACAGUUCACCACGGUGGAACAUGGAGCGAUGGAGUGGAUCAAUCAUUUACUGAGACAUCUCUGGAUGUGUACCGCGGGCACGUUUGCGGAUCAGCAGGUGAACGAUAUUGCCAAGGGAAUUAUCGAGGGGUUGGCGGAGACUAAGCCGAGCUUUGUGAAGGACGUGCAGCUCGCCGACUUUACGCUUGGAUCGAUGCCGCCCAAAAUCAAGCUGUACACGACGCGAUACAACCCGACGCUGGAUUACUUACAAUUCGAGUUUGACAUCGAUUGGUAUGGCGACUCGGCGCACGCCCGAUUGGUGACAAAGAUCAAGUUAGCUGCGGCGAUUCCGUCGCUCACGGUUCCCAUCCACCUGACGGAUUUCGGUCUGCGAGGCCGCCUAUUGGUGGGAAUGCGUCUCACGAAACGUGUGCCAGGCGUAUCUGGCAUGGACGUCUCGUUUCGAGGCGCACCGAAAGUGGACGUCUCCGUUCGUCCAGUGGGAUUACCCAUUUCCGAUAUUCCUGGCCUGUACGAUUGGAUCAUGGGGAAAAUCGAGGACGUGCUCUGCAAAAAGUUUCUCGAACCGAGGCGCAUGUAUGUGGACGUGGAGGGUAAGUUCUUGGAGAAAAUGGCGAGCGCCGAUUUCCUCGGCAAGGGGGGUACGCUCGUGUGCAGAGUGAUGACGUUAAAGGGAGUCCCGACGAGUAAGGCGUCUGGAUAUCCGUGGGUGGAAGUUACAUACAACGGCUCGCGCAAGAUCACGGCGACACGACCACUCAACAAAGUUAUGCACUUCGGCGGCGCCCUCGCGUUCCCUUUACCCGAUGAUACGAAUUGGAAAUCCACAGACGCCGAUAAUAAUGAAAGAAUGGAAUUAGGCACGGUACGCGUGCGCGUAAUGGAUAGGGCGCCUGUUGGAAAAGACAUUUUCAUCAUGGGCGAGGCUGUCUUUGGCGCGCACCGUCGAACAGAAAGUGAAACGCACUACAUGUCGCUUUCUCUUGGAUCUCACGCGGAAAAAUCAAAAUAUGGCGUCUCGAUGAAAGUCCCGAUAAUAGCACGGAUUGAGUGGGAGGUAUUACCGCCGAUAAGUCGCUGGGACCCUCUCAAACCAGCCGUCUCGAAGGCUCGAUCGGCGAUUCCCAUGCGGUGUAAGGCAGACAGCGGUGCAGACAAUACGGAUGAUGAUGGUGGUGACGACGACGUCGACAUCGACGACGACGACGACGACGACGACGACGACAACGAUUAUUUGGAAGGUCACGAAACCUCCGGCGUUCUCAGUGAACCGAAUGUGGCGAGUGAUGGCGAACCACACUCACCGCUCUCGAGAUGGCGCAGCGAUGUGGCGACGAGGAUAGACUCAAAUGAGGCGGACGCAAAGUGGCAAACGCUGGACGUGGCCGCUGAAUACGUCCUUCAGCUCGCCAAACUCCGCGUCAUGCUGCAACGAGAACGUGAUGCGUCGACGGAAACGAUCGCAGGCCUCAAAUCUGACUUGAGUCUGGCUCGUGAGACGUUGCUUCUCGAGCGCGAGCGCCGAGCGCAGGAACUCAAGCGAGCGCUGUUAGAGGGCGUCAGAAUUUUCGUCCACACGAAAAACUCGAAGGCUGGUUUAACCGGGAAAGACGAGAUGUAUAUUCGUUACCACGGAUACAAGCACUAUUUCACGCUUCACAAGAAGCAUGGUGUAAAGGCGAAGCCUUUGCACACGAUGCAUAUCUCACACAUCUCGCACGCCGUGCUGGGCACAAAGAAUUUCACCUUGGGCGUGUCAAAGGCGCACGAUGAGAGAGAGAGUACGAACGCAAAGAGCGCUCGUGGAAGAAAAAUUCGAUCAUUGGUGAGCGCCAGAUGUUUUUCCGUACUCUUCAUGACGGAAGAGCAGUACAAGCGACAGUGCGAUCAGAUCACCGAGGCGCGAGCGCUUGAGAUUGAAACGAAGAAACGAAGAGGAGAGGCGCUCGACGAUGGAGACGAUGAAGAUAUGCGGUUUGAGCCUCGUGGAGGUCUCACUUCCAUAGGAAUCGUGGGAUUAGACCUUGAGCUCCCGUUCGAGGGUAACGGUAGAAGUGCGCGCGAGUGGGUCGAUGGCAUCAACGCCCUCAAGGAGGUAUUCAAUGCGACGGAGUAUCCGUAUUUGAAAGUUUUUCAGCGAAAGGAAAGUGGCGAUGGGACGAGUCGACGUAGUGUGAGCGCGCGGAGUUUAUCAAUUGAUACUAGUGCGGCGGCUCAUAAGAGCGAGAUGCCGACGAAGGAGACACCUAUGUCAUUCGUUGAGGCUUCGUCUGUUCGUUAA